UUAAACCCCCUAAACCCACGGAACUCAGACGAAUGGCCAGCCGUGUGUCAGAGGAACACUUCAGUUCCUCUCAUCUCGCCGCUUCUUCACCUCGCCUCAGGCUUUGCACAGAUCUUGAAGACUUGCAGUGAGCUUUAUCUUUUCUUUUCCUUUUCUUUUUUUAUAAAGCAGAGUUCGUGUUGCGGUGAUAAAAGAGCCUUCACGUGCAUGUGCAUGUCAGGAGGUUGUCGUGAUGCUUUCUGGAGUAGAAGGAUGCAGGAUUUAACUAACACAUUUUUUGGCAUCUUCAUGAUCCAGGAGACGAUAUGAAAAUAAAAGAAGUGGAUUUUAGAGGCCAAAGAACAGCUGAAUUGUCUUCUGGACCUGUAACUCUUUUUGCGUUUCUCACUGCACUUUCUCAUCUCUAUGGACGUGUGUGAUUUCCCUCACACCACCCUCACGCCCCCUACCCUUAUACUGGGGCCAUGUUGUCUCUGUGUGUCCUGUGUGUCGUGCUGGACGUGGGCGGAGCUCUGUGGGACUGGGUGAAGCCCAAUCAGGUGGAGAGCGACUCUGAUCGUUUUGGCGGUGUGUUUAAACCCAGACCUCCUCCUCACAUCAUCUUCAUCCUGACUGACGAUCAGGGCUUUAAUGACAUCGGCUACCACAGUGCUGAGCUCCACACUCCCACCCUCGACAAGCUGGCGGCCGAAGGAGUGCGACUGGAGAAUUAUUACGUCCAGCCGCUGUGCACGCCGUCGCGCAGUCAGCUCAUCACGGGCAGGUAUCAGAUCCACACGGGUCUCCAACACUCGAUCAUCCGUCCCCGUCAGCCAAGCUGCGUCCCAUUGAACGUGUCCACACUACCGCAGCGUCUUCAGGAAGCAGGCUACUCCACCCACAUGGUGGGAAAAUGGCACCUGGGCUUCUACCGUAGACGCUGCCUCCCGACGCACCGCGGCUUCCACACCUUUUUCGGUUCACUGACGGGAAGCGUGGAUUAUUACACGUUUGACUCGUGCGAUGGGAAAUCUCUGUGUGGCUUUGACCUGCACGAUGGCGACUCGUUAGCGUGGAGCAAAGCAGGAAAAUACUCCACUCACCUGUACACUCAGAGAGUGCGCAAGAUUUUAGCAACACACGAUCCGUCUCAGCCGAUCUUCAUCUACCUGUCCCUUCAGGCGGCUCACGCACCUUUAAAGCCACCCAAGUCGUAUAUUUAUCCGUAUCAUACCAUGGGGAAUGUUCCACGCAGAAAAUACGCAGCGACCGUGUCCAUUGUGGACGAGGCGGUGCACAACAUCACGUACGCGUUGCGCAAAUACGGCUACUAUCGCAACUCUGUCAUCAUUUUCUCUACAGAUAAUGGAGCUCAGCCGUUCACCGGAGGGAGCAAUUGGCCCUUACGAGGGCGCAAGGGGACGUACUGGGAGGGCGGAGUCAGAGCAGUGGGGUUUGUGCACAGCCCACUAAUACGCUACAAGCGCAGGAUUAGCAAAGCGCUAAUCCACAUCACGGACUGGUUUCCGACUCUCGUACGUUUGGCGGGAGGGAACAUUUCACAGAAUGAGAAGCUGGACGGUUUCGACAUUUGGCCCGUUAUCAGCGAGGACAGAGCGUCUCCCAGGAAUGAAAUCCUACACAACAUCGAUCCUUUGCAUCGGCGUGGGUUGGGGUCGCUGCAGGAAGGCAAGGGAUUGUGGGACACGGCAAUCCAGUCAGCCAUAAGAGUCGGAGAUUGGAAACUUUUGACAGGAGAUCCAGGUCACAGCGACUGGAUCCCUCCUCAGGUGUUAACCAGCUUUCCAGUCGGAUGGUGGAACCUGGAACGAGGGGACGUGGAAAUGGAAAAGAAGUCAAUUUGGCUUUUUAACAUCACGGAGGAUCCAUGUGAGAGAAAUGACCUGGCGGAGAACCGACCUGACGUGGUGAAGAAACUCCUCCAGCGCCUGGCCUUCUACAACAGCACAGCCACUACAGUCCGGUACCCCCCCGAUGACCCGCGCGCCAAUCCGCAGAACAAUGGUGGGGCGUGGAGACCCUGGGUGAAAGACGAGGAGAACGAGGAGAACUGGGAGGGAAUCUACUACAAACGAGGAAGGAACCGGAAAAGGAAGAAGUGCAGGCUCUGCAACGUCCAAUCGUUCUUCAAGAAACUCAACAAAAAGAUCCUGGCCAAUAAGAUAUGAGAAGAUCCAAAACCUUCUCACCGAGAUGUCAUAUCACUCUACACACACUUUAUAAAAGAGGGAAGACCCACAACUGUGGAUUUAACAAGCAGACCUGGAGUAGCAUUCCUGUUAAAACCUAUACAGACUCAAAGGUUCUGAAGGUUCUAGAUCCAAACAUGUGGACAUUUUUAUAAUUAUAUGAACUAAUGCUUUUUGAAAAGAGUUAAUCUGGGAACAUAUUUCUUAAACAAACGUUUCUAAAAGAGUUACCCAACUUUAAACUUCUACCAGAAAAAGUGUAAGAAUUUAGACUGGUGAAGCUCUGAAUGGAUUCACGAGGAACCCUAAAGAGAGACGAGUGCAGUUCUGCACUUUACUAUGAGACUAGCGCUGCUAAUAAUAAACGCUAGCUACUAGUUUAGCUUCGACCGCAUAAUCCUCACACGCUUAUCUUAAAACACCUGAGAAUGCAAAGUGUGUUUAAUCAGGUUACAUACAACAAAAAACUCUGGAAAUCUGAGGGAAAAAGUAAAAGGGUCGUGCUUCUCUGAGACGCAGUGCUAUGUGAAGACGAGAAAAAAUACAACACACAAACACACACACACACACACACACAUUCUCUAAUGUGAUAUCAUGUGGCUGUGACAUUUUUUAGUCUGCGGGCGUGGCCUUGUACAUCCUGUGGGUGUGGCCUUCCUCUUUAUCACACAAGGCUGUGUUUCUCAGAAGUUACAUCACUGAAGGCAUCUUAAAAAUUUUUGUAAAUACAACACACACACACACACACACACACACGGGGAUGAAUCUUUAGAGGACUUUUUGUUAUCUCAGUUCUAACAAAGGUUCCUCUUUUAGAGCAGCAGAUUCAGCGAGGGUCCGGGUCGGACUGUGACGUUCCUGUGAUCAGACGUUUAUUCUGGUCUCUCUCACACACAGCAGAAGUUUAAUCUGAGCUUUAAACAAAACAGCUGGACUGCAAGGUAAACACUGCAUUUGUGCAGAUGUUGACGAUGAACUUUAGUGUUUGAUCUUCCAGGUUACCGUGGAAACGUGACAAACCUGGAAAAGACCACAGAACAGUAAACAGUCCUGAAAAACUGUUUACAUGGAACGACUUUGUUCGCUCAGUUGUAAAGAAAUGAACCUUUAUUCGUUAUAAUGAGAUGAGGAGAAAGUGUUUGUUACUUAUGUGAUAAAAAACUGUUUUUAUUUCUUUUUUAUUGUCCUUACAGGAGUGUGUCUCCUUAACACAAAAACUUCUGUUUGCUCAUAGUACGGAGUUUACCGUGCAGAGACGGUGUGCUCUUUACUCGUGCACCAGGUUUACACACGUGUUUACAUCAUUUACAUCAUAUUUACAUCAUCUACCUUUAUAAUGACGCGCUCCGGGUCCAGCGAGUGUUCUGGUUCUUUUCUGUGAACACUUCUGUGUGAUUACUCUGUGUUAUUACUGACAGUGUGGAAUAAUGAUAUACAUUAUUAUAAUGAGAAAUAACGAGCUCAUUAAUGCAGGAAAUGGUGUGUGUGUGUGUGUGUGUGUGUGUCCUGAACCUGUUCAUACCUGUAUGUGAUGAGAAUUUUUGAUGAGCGUUAUGGCGUGUAGUGACAUGCAGACCCGAGGUAGCCCGUGUAGGAGCUCGGUCAUGACGCGACACCUGUAGUCCAACAGAACCAUCAGAACCUCUUACAUCAAGGCGCUGGUACUUGAUUCUGGUACUGUGUUCUGCGUUCUGAUUGGCCAGGAGGGAUCGUGCAGAACAGAAGCUGUGCAGCUGUAACUGACGAGAGUGACUGACAUUCCACACCAUUAAACCUCAC
Clarias gariepinus (North African catfish) is the source of this 3968-nucleotide messenger RNA. RefSeq names its product arylsulfatase family, member Ib (gene arsib). The record is from RefSeq and is a predicted model, not a curated record. NCBI's taxonomy places the organism in Eukaryota, Metazoa, Chordata, Actinopteri, Siluriformes, Clariidae. The coding region runs from base 465 to 2168 and encodes 567 amino acids. The transcript has 2 exons.